ACGCCGCACGUCAACUGUGUCGCUAGGGGGUCGCUGCGCAGUUAAUGUAGUGGUGGUCCGCUCCAGCCCAUGUCCUGGAUCCGAGUGAUCGCGGCCAGGACGAUGAGCGUCGCGGCGGGAUCGGUUGAGGCUCCGGGCUCGGCUGUGGGUCCGAGCAGCGCGCCCAAACUACUGAGACUGGCCGCAGUCCCGGGGACGGAACCGCACAAGGUGAACGACAUGCUGCUGCUCCUGCGGCCUGCGUGGCCCGGGGCGCCGGCACGGGGUGGGAGUGUGUGCGGGACCGGGAACCCCGAGGAGCGGCAGCGGGAGCAGCAUCAUCAUCAGCACGUCGUGUUUUUCCCGGGAGACAUACAGAACUUCCAGGAGGAGAUGGUGCAGCACGCAGAAGGUGCCCAGUGGCAAAACUGGAGCUUUGAGUGUGUGGCACUGAUCCUGGGCCGCCGCUUUCCCAGGCACCACGUGUGGGUGGUUAGGGCAUCACGCAUGUAUCUGCACAAGUUCAGCAGCUACUGCAACUUCGUCCAGAGCAAUCUGUUCGGGGCUCCGGAGCACUCGGCUGACCACGGGGCAGUGCGCCACCUGAAGGCGCUACUGAGCAACGGCCUGGAGCGUGCCGGCCUCAGGUCCUCGGCUAGUGUGUUUCCACCCCCAGGCUUCUCUUUGGUCCUGGUGGGCUUCAGCAAGGGUUGUGUGGUGCUCAACCAGAUAGUGCACGAGCUGGAGGGGGUGCAAGCAGACUCUGACCUGGCACCCUUCCUCAGCUCCAUCACAGAUAUCUACUGGCUUGACGGAGGCCAUCCAGGGGGCAGUGGGACCUGGGUGACCGAGCAGCGGGUUCUGGAGGUUCUGGCGGCCAGUGGGAUAGCGCUACAUGCCCACGUCACCCCCUACGAAGUGAGAGACCCGAUGCGAUCUUGGGUGGGCCACGAGCACCAACGCUUUGUUCGUAUGCUGGAAGGGCUCGGAGCUCACCUUAGCAACACGCUGCACUUUGAGGAUGAACCCGCCUCCAUUGACAACCACUUCCGGGUCAUUCUGGAGUUCUGAGCGAGGAAUAGAAAUCAUCAGGAAGGAAUAAGGAAAAUGAGGACGUAUUUGGAAGAAGCUGAAUCUUGUCCACGGUGUGGAGCUAUCGUCUUGGCUUUGAAGGGACACGUUCUGCUCCGGCUGGGGAGAGUUGAGUGAAGUGAACCGGUUUGUUUGCCGCCAUUCUGUUUGUUUUUUAGUGAUCAGCGACAGGUUUAUAACUUAGAUGAGGUGCAAACGAACUGAUGGAAAGUGCUCAAGGAGGACGCAAAGUUUGAACAUCACACCGUGCUCAGUGAUGGAUGGGCUUUCUCUGAGCGGAAAGACCUAGACUUGAUACCGUCUGCAUGCAAAGUAUUGCAACAUUUAGUCACCAUUUGCCUUUUCUCAAAAUUAGCAUCUUCUUUUGAAGACGACAACCAUUUAUUUAGCAACUCAUCCUUGUGACAGACAUGGCUGUUUAUUGGUACUCAGGAGAAACUGCAUCUUGAGUGCCCUAGCAAAAGCUUGACUUCCUGCCAUGCCAGUUUGUGCAUUCUGUCUUUUUUCCCGCUGGACACCUUCUGAAUGACAUUUGAAUGUAAUUGGUGUAUUGCAUUAAUGUCUUUGUGAUGCGACUGUUGGAAGCAACUGUCACAGGGACGAUUGGGCGUGGGAGAGGCACAUGGAUGGCCACUCGGACACAGGCCAGAUGGGGAAGCCAGGGGAGUUGUAGUUAGAGUUGGAUGAUCAGAUAUGCAAAAUAGGUAGAGAGUUGUAAACUAUGAAGGUUAUCUUGCAUAAAAGUAUUUGUUGAGCAAUUAAAUAUUGGCUACAAGUGUUGACAUGCAAGAGAUACACCACAAGGGAAGAUAAGCUGUCUUUUUGCCCCAGUCUCCUGAUCACUGCCUUUGGACAGUGUCCCCACAGCCUCCUCGCAGCCUGAUCAGAGUGAUAAAAGGAUGGGCAGAGCAUCAUGUUCUACAGAUAUCUACUUGCUCAUUUCCAAAGAAGGACAGUGGAUAUCAAAAGUCUACAACAUACCAAAAUAUGCUUCUACAAAUGAUGACUU
Scleropages formosus (Asian bonytongue) is the source of this 2080-nucleotide messenger RNA. RefSeq names its product chromosome 24 C2orf69 homolog (gene c24h2orf69). The transcript is spliced from 2 exons. Bases 70 to 1050 code for a protein of 326 amino acids. Gene Ontology annotation, cellular component: mitochondrion. NCBI's taxonomy places the organism in Eukaryota, Metazoa, Chordata, Actinopteri, Osteoglossiformes, Osteoglossidae. The record is from RefSeq and is a predicted model, not a curated record.